GUCACUAGUCUGGACCGCUCGCCGCCAGUUCCAGUCUUCGCCGGUGUUCAUACAUAACGACCUCCCUCAAACGUUGACGACCCUCACGCUUCUCUCAACCCUCUAACAACGCUACAAUGUCUAUUCCGCGCUCGCAGUCCGUGCCUCAUGUAGGCUCGCUCAAAAUCACGACCACCGACCUCCCCGGCCCCGGACCCCGCACGCGCACCCACCUGCCCCGACACCGCAGCGCGGUCGUGGUCGCGGGCCCCAUCCAACCACCGCUCUCGUCUUUGUACUCGCCGCGGAGUGAGCGGGAGGACCCGUUUAGCCUUGGCGGCUUUUUCCCCGCUCCCCUGGGGACGUUCGAGAAUUCGCCGGUGGAACACGAGUGGGAUUGGCUGCACGCCGCGGACGACGCCGCCGCGGGCACGCACCGCUCGCCCCUGAGCGCGCGCUCGACGCGCUCCGGGCUCGUCUCGCCCAUCUCGGAGGACGGCGAGUGGGAGGUGCGCACGCCGGGCUCGGCGUUCGCGGACGAGGGCGACGCGCUCGCGCGGGACGCGAUCCUGCGCGAGGACAAGAUGGGCAUCCUGGCGCUCAGCGACAGGCUGUCGAUGCCGUCGCACGGCGAUGAACUUUAUGGGGAGGAACGGCUGUUAUCGCCCUACACGCAGACAGGUGAUCCGUUGGAUGAUGAGGCUGUCUACGACGCCCUUCGAGCGCUGCGUACGGCACACAGUCGUCCGCGUGGGUCAGCUGUCAAGCACGAUGCAGCGGCCAUGCACGACCUAUUUUCUCCGCAGAAGGGGAGGGACGAUAAGAUGGAUGUCGAGGCGGACUCGACGCGGUGGGGAGCGCUUGUGUCGUGGGGAGUGAGCCGGGUGGUGGACUAUAUUUCGCCUGUCUGAGCUGCGUGGGUGUAUUCUGAAUUGUCUGGGCAUGUACACGAUGUAGAGUAGAGGAGUAUCGAGUGUGGCUGCACGGCAGACGUCCUCGGGGAGACCUGGUGCGAAUCGGCGAUGCCGAGGUGCCGCGGGACCCCG
Molecule: messenger RNA, 1025 nt
Organism: Trametes versicolor FP-101664 SS1
Lineage: Eukaryota; Fungi; Basidiomycota; Agaricomycetes; Polyporales; Polyporaceae
Exons: 2
Coding region: 117-890 (257 amino acids)
Source: RefSeq, a predicted model, not a curated record